Molecule: messenger RNA, 509 nt
Organism: Paramecium pentaurelia
Lineage: Eukaryota; Ciliophora; Oligohymenophorea; Peniculida; Parameciidae
Source: the annotation of a GenBank genome assembly
AUGACAUAAGGUCAUUCACAUCUAAUUAUGUUUAUCGAAAAUUAUGCUAUUAAACUAUUGAGUUUUAAUUUCUAGUGCAUUAAAAAACUUUUCUUUAUUGUAAUUUAAUAAGAGGAACUUCCCAAUUAAUCAAUAAUAGUAAUCCAUAAACAUAUACUAAUUUAGGAUUCAUGUCAAUUAGGAUCGGUGAAAUUAGAUUCCAUUUUCAUAAAAAUUAAAUAUGAAUAUUGGAAGAAGAUUUUAUAUGAAAAUAAACCGAGAAUUAGAAAUUUGGAUUUGUAAGUAAGAAUGGAAAGUAUGUCAAUUAGAUCAGGAAAUAAGGAGAGUUUCUAACUGAAUAAUCUAUAAAUUAUGGAAUUAGUUCUUUAUUUGGAGCAAUAAGUAAUGAUGGAGAGUAUUCGAUCACUUGGGAUACUAAAUUAAAGUAAAUAGGAGAUAUUAAGAAUAAUGAAAAUAUAUCUUUAUAUCCAUAUAUAAUAUAUGAAUAAUCAAUAUAUAUAUAAAUGUGA